AAGAAACGCUCGUGAUUGGUUCGCACCCUGAGAAUCGAGACUCCGAUCUCGGGCCUUGAGAAUCGAUUCGUCGAUUUAAUCGGAACUAAAGAAUCGAUCUAAAAAAUCGAGAAUUGAUAGAAAAAGAAUCGAUUUUCCAAAAGAUCGAUUCUAGAUCGAACAUCCCUAUUUCUUGCUGUUUCUUACACGUGUGAAAAAUGGGUAAACCUCAUGGACAAAGAAGAGACAAAGGGAAGAAGUUAUCUUGGAUAUAUCGGCAGAAGGCUAAAUUGAGGAGAGUAAAAAAUGCUGAGAUAAAAGUAUCUGAUACUGCAGAUGCAAAUGGUCAAAAUUCUCGAAUAAUUGUGAGGAAUUUACCUUUCAAGGCAACAGAAGAGAACGUGAGAAGAUUUUAUGAGCCAUUUGGUGAAAUCAAGGAAAUAAAUCUUUUGAAGCGUCCAGAUGGGAAUCUAGUAGGAUGUGGUUUUAUACAUUUUAAGCACGUCGAGGACGCUUCAAAAGCGAUAUUUAAUACCAAUAAAAAGGAGUUUCUUGGAAGAACUAUAAGCAGUGAUUGGGCUAUAUCAAAAUCUAAAUUCUAUGAAAAACUUAAGGAAGGUCUCGCGGAAAAUCUCGAAACUGAUAAAGAUGAAGGGCAAACUUCUCAGGAUGCUCAGGAAGAAGAUAAUGACGAGAAUUCUCGAAAAAAGAUUAGGAAAGAGAAGGAUAAUUUGAAAAGGCAAAGAAAGAGAAAAUUUGAUAAGAUGAAGAAACAGAAGAAACGAGCCAGGAUAAUAAUAAGAAAUUUAGAUUUCCAGGUCACAGAAGAUAAUUUAAGGGAACAUUUUUCUCAAUAUGGUGAACUAGAGGAAGUUAAGAUUUUAACUAGACCUGAUGGCAAACAGACUGGAGUUGGGUUUUUGCAAUAUAAUAUCGUACAAAAUGCAGCAAAGGCUAUACAUUAUGCAAAUCUUCAACCUCUCUUGAACAGACCUAUGAUAGUCGACUGGGCUGUUCCUAAAACUAAAUUUUUGCAAAACAGCACAGAUGCGGAGCCCGAAAUUAAAACUGAACCUAUUGAUGAAGAUGAAAUGCAUGAAUCUCCAAGAAAAGAUAUAAUGAACGAUAUAAAAGAAGAGGAAGAAUCUGAUGAAGAGAAAAUAAAAAUGCACAAAGCAGAGGACACUGACAACGAAGAUGAAAGUGAUGAAAGUAAUGACGAUAGUGAUGCCAGUGUUGUAAUUGACAAAUCGAUUGUUAGGGAGCAAGAAAACAGUGAAGAAGAAGAGAAUAAUUCAAACGCGAAACAUUCAAAGCGAGUGUCUAACGAUGUUAGCGAAGGAAGAACAAUUUUUCUAAAGAAUGUACCGUUCUCUGUGAGAAAUGAUGAACUCAAAAAGUACAUGGAUCAAUUUGGGCCUGUCUAUUAUGCUCUUGUGUGCAUUGAUCCUUUAACCGAAUAUUCUAGAGGCACUGCUUUUGUUAAAUUUCAGCGUACUGAAGAUGCCGAAAAGUGUUUGUCUGCUGAAUUACGUCUGCGUGAUCAAAUAAUCGAAGCUCACAAAGCAUUGCAUAGAAAAGAAGUUGAAGAUAAAAAGAAUUUGAAGGAAAAAAAGAUUAAAGAUUCUAGGAAUUUGUAUCUUAUUAAGGAAGGAGUUGUGCUGGCCAAAAGCUCUGCCGCGGCAGAAGUAUCAGUAUCCGAUAUGGAAAAACGUCUAAAAUUAGAACAAUGGAAAUCACAAAUGUUGCGUAACUUAAAUAUGUUUGUAUCGAGAGUGCGGCUGGUUAUUCAUAACUUACCUCCCAAUUUUGAUGAUACAAAACUCAGACAGCUGUUUAAAAAUCAUAGCGGUCCUAAGGCUAUAAUUAAAGAGGCUCGAGUUAUGCGUGAUUUGAAAAAUGUCGAUGCAACUGGGAAAGGAAAAUCGAAAGAGUACGGUUUUGUUGCAUUCACCACUCAUGAAGAUGCACUUAAAGCUUUGAGGAGUAUAAAUAACAAUCCAAAUAUAUUCUCCAAAAGCAAAAGACCCAUAGUUGGAUUCUCGAUAGAGAAUCGUGUCUUAGUGAACGCAAAGGAAAGAAGAGUUCAGAAAAGUCGUGAGCGCAAUCCCUUGUGGUCUGAGAACAAAAAUAAGAGAAAACAUGAAGACAUCAAGGAUGAAAUUUCAGCUAAACGAGUUAAAGUCAGAAAAUUGAAUGAUCCAGAUGAAAAACCGUACACAGGCAUGAUCAGCAAACUAGGCCAUGAUAAAUUAAGAUCAAAUUUCAAUCUCAAAUCACAAGUUGAAUUACAUACGCGGACUGUAAAAAAGCAGAACAAAUUCAAUAAAGCAACGAAGCAAUUGGAGAAUGUGAAAAAAGAAAAGAUAAAAAAAAAACAGGACAAUAUGCCAAUGAAAAAAACAAAGAAGUUGGAUGCAGACGACAUAAACUUCAACAAACUUCUAAAUAAUUAUAGAAAUAAAUUGAAAGGAAUUGAUUUUAAAAAGUCGAAGUGGUACGAAUCCUCAAAUGGCUCUUAAUAUACAUUAAAAAAUAUUGUGAACAAUAUAUUGUAAAUAAAUAUUCAGUUAUGUAGGGUA
This is a messenger RNA of Solenopsis invicta (red fire ant), 2561 nucleotides long. Its product is annotated as RNA-binding protein 28. Gene Ontology annotation, molecular function: RNA binding. NCBI's taxonomy places the organism in Eukaryota, Metazoa, Arthropoda, Insecta, Hymenoptera, Formicidae. The coding region runs from base 198 to 2501 and encodes 767 amino acids. The transcript has 11 exons. The record is from RefSeq and is a predicted model, not a curated record.